Molecule: messenger RNA, 2428 nt
Organism: Phymastichus coffea
Lineage: Eukaryota; Metazoa; Arthropoda; Insecta; Hymenoptera; Eulophidae
Gene: eff
Product: ubiquitin-conjugating enzyme E2-17 kDa
Exons: 6
Coding region: 593-1036 (147 amino acids)
Biological process (GO): ubiquitin-dependent protein catabolic process; protein polyubiquitination
Cellular component (GO): nucleus
Molecular function (GO): ubiquitin conjugating enzyme activity
Source: RefSeq, a predicted model, not a curated record
UACAGCGCACACAUACAAGGCCAGAGUCGGAGCGCGACACACCGCCGAAUCAGAGAGCACAUAUCAGCAGUCUAUCAGUAGCAGAAGUAGUAAAAUAUCAUCGUCAGUCGCGUGUCCGGGACGAAGGGUUGCAGUCGCUCGCGUAUAUUUAUUAUUGUAUAUAUACACGUACACACACAUACACGCACACACACACACACAUAUAUACAUUUAUAUAUAAAAUAAAAAAGUAACGGUGGAGCUACGUGCUGUUCGUUUAGUUUUUUUUGCACGUUAGCUGUCUCUGUCGCUCCCUUUACUCUGCUGUGAGUGAGUAGACAGCCGCUUGUUGGCGCUCUCAGUUGUGGCUUUGGCCUCUGUGUGUGUGGUUUUAUACGCGAAAAAGCGCGGAGGACAUCUUGAAUCGCGUAGUGGAACGACGUUUUAGACGGCGGCCAUCUUGCAAUCCCUAAUCAAAGAUCUCCUCUCUUGUCUCUGUCUGUGUGCUCGGCGCAGCCAGCCCACUACGUGCGUCUCAAGCUUCUGCACCUGUGCUCCAGCCGAAGGGCUCAGUUGACCCUCAAACACAGCAGCCACACACGCCUCCGCUCAAAUGGCUUUGAAACGGAUCAACAAGGAAUUGCAAGAUCUGGGGAGGGAUCCACCUGCACAGUGUUCAGCCGGACCUGUUGGAGAUGACUUGUUUCACUGGCAGGCAACAAUUAUGGGUCCUCCUGACAGUCCUUACCAAGGAGGAGUAUUUUUCCUAACAAUACAUUUUCCUACAGACUACCCAUUCAAACCCCCAAAGGUUGCUUUCACAACCAGAAUUUAUCAUCCUAAUAUCAACAGUAAUGGAAGUAUCUGCUUGGACAUCUUAAGAUCGCAAUGGUCUCCAGCGCUUACUAUUUCAAAAGUGUUAUUAUCAAUAUGCUCUCUGCUGUGCGAUCCAAAUCCAGACGAUCCUCUAGUACCAGAGAUAGCCAGGAUAUACAAAACUGACAGAGAGAAGUACAAUGAAUUGGCACGCGAGUGGACGCGCAAGUAUGCCAUGUGAUGCGCCAAUACACAUAAAUCUCAACAUCUGUACGCCACCAUCAACAAGUCCCAGCCUAAAUGCCAUUUAUCAAUCAGCACCGAUUCAACCUAGCUAUGGCUCGUCGGUUCUCUAAAUAUAUAAUAAUCAACAUCAUGUCGUCUGAAUGAGACUUGCAGACUCCGCAGGAUAUCCCAGGCCAGCUGUAACCAUUUCUUAGUAAGAACUUCUCUUCUCCCUGGAUACCUUGCGAAUUUCCAAGUCGGUGCCACACAAUGGCUUAUGAAAGGCGAUUUACUAAGGAUCGUGGAUAAGGUGGUUCAUCCCGCAAAUUAUCAAUACAAAAUAAGCAUGAGAGUAAAUUUGAAAUCACUGGAUCGAAGAAGCUACUAAAAUAGACAGGAACGAGAGACAACAAAACAAACAAACUCAUUGUUCGCUUUGAUUUUCGCAGUAAUUAACAACAAUUUAAUUAUAGAAAAAGUAAUAAAAAACAAUAUAGGCGAGUGAAAGUAGGAUUUGUAUUUGAAUUAAUAGUCUAAUUUCUAUCGCAGUACUUAUAACGCUGUAAUAUCUUUGCAUAUAAGUCUACUUUCUCAAUGAAAAAAAACAGUAAAAGCGUUAUACGCAAACGUAUUAGAGAAUACGGAAUAUGAAACGACUAUUGUUGUGCAAGGGAAAUAACAACUCCGAAAUGGCAGCGCACCGAUUGUUAGUUUUAAAAGCAAUGAGCGAUCCACGCCCGUCCCUCGAUACGAUGCGAUCAUUUUUUUGUAAGACUGGGCUCUAUAUAUAUAAAUACUUUUAAAAACGACACUUAUCUUGUCUUUUCUUUCAUCUUCAAACAUGAACUUGUUCUAAUCCUAAUCGAGCUUUACUAUUUUUUUUCUCAUCAGAUUGCUAACUGUUUCAAAAAGAAAUUCUACUAAUAACUUGGACGACGCAUGCCUGUUUCGGUUGCUUGGUUUAUUUGUUAAUUUUUUUAGCACAAAAACGAAUAAUUAGUCCGACAUAUAAUGAAAAAAAUUGCUUGAUUGUAAAAUAUUUUAUUGAUAGCGGUAUUUUUCUAAUCGCUGAAUAAUUAAAUUGAAUCGGUCGAUCCAUUAUUGAGCGCUUGUGACUUAGAAAAAGCUCAAAGGAUAAAAUAAAUCAUUCGUAUUACAAAAUAAUAGGAAUUAAAAUAUUGUCAAUGCUACUUGGAAAGAGGAAAUAUAUACGAUCUUUUAUUUUACUGGAGUGCCUACGUACUCAAAAAUCGUAAUAAAUUCUGUACGAUUUGCUAAACCUCGAAGUUGACUAUCAUGAAAGAAAAAGAGAGGAAGGUCUUUGAAGAGGAACGUUUUCCCAAAGUCAUAAAAAAACAAAGUCGCGUUUGUACUUGUAAUUAUAGUAAAUCUCUUCGGAAGUAUAAUA